AUGAAAACUUAUAGAGAUUAUUCAAAGGACAAAAAAGAGAGAAAUAAAAAAAUAUACAAAACUGAAUAUACAGAUCUGAAAAAUUUAAAUAAAAGUAAAGUAAAUAUAAAAAAUAUAAAAACUUUAUAUAAUAUAUUUUUACACACUGAAAAAAAUAGUAAUAUUAACAAAAAUGUAAAUGAUAUUAGUGAAGAAAACAGUUCAUUAAAUAAUAAGAUCAACAAUGAAAAAAAUAAUGAUAUAUAUAAUAAUGACUAUAGUAAUAAAUUUAAAAAAAAAUCAAUAUAUGACAGUAAUUGUAAUAGUUAUUCAGAUUUUAUAAAUAAUGUUAAUAUUUACGAAAAUAAUAAAAUACAAACUCCAAAAGGAAAAGAUGAAAUUAAUUUUUUUAAUAAAGUUGAUUUCUGUAAUAAUGAUUCAAAAAAUUCAAAUAUGGAAUAUUUUUAUAGUGAUAAGAACAUAUUAAAAAAUGAUAAAUUAAACCAUGAAAAAAUUGAAGUAGUAUCAAAUGAGAGAAAUUUUAAUGAAAUUUUUGAUUUAAAGAAUAUUGAUGAUUAUAAAAAAUUUAUAUAUGACAAUAAUGAAAAUAUUAUAUAUUCUAAGGAUAAUGGUUCUAUUAUAAAUGAGUUAAAAUUGAGUGUUAUAAAUGAAAAAAAAAAGGAGAAUCUUUUUUGUAAUAAUAAUCAUUUAAAUGAAGCUAGUACAAAUGAAACUUCUUGUGAAAAAGAUUAUAUUAAUUCAUUAAAUAAUGAAGUAUCUUAUAAGGAUAUUUUUAAUCACAGAAAAUUAAAAAGUAAUACUUCUGAGAAUGACAUAAUAAUAAAUACUAAUAUAGAUGAAAAUUUCGACAUAUUUAACUUUCAUGAUAAAGAUAAUAAAAAAUCUUCUGUAAAUUUAUACUGUAUUGAUAAGAAAAAUGAGACAAUAAAAGAAGAUAUUAAUUUUAUUUUUGAAGAAAAAAAUGAGAAAAUAAAUGAAAUAAAUGAUAUUUAUGAUUUAUCAGAAAAUUUUAUAUUUGAUGGACACAAAAAUGAGAUAUUUAAUAGUAAGAAGAAAAAUGAUAUUGAUGAUGAAAAAUAUUUAAGAGAAAUUAAUAAAAAUGAAUUUGCAAAUAAAAAUGAAAUAAAAUACGAAAACUUAUUUUCAUAUAAUAAUUUAGAACAAUUUAAUUGUAUGUCAAUAAAUAAAGAAAGUAAUUUAAAUAAUGAUUUGAUUAAUUUAAAGAAAAAUAUAGAAUGUAAUACUGAGAAUUAUUUAAUAAAUACAAUAGUAAAUGGUGAAGAAAAACAAGAAAAAGAAUAUACUAAUCAUUUUGAUGAAUUUUUUUUUAAUAAAAAGAAUGUGUCUGAAGUAAAAGAAAAAGAGAAUCAUACUCUUAUAAAUAAUUCUGAAGAAAAAAACUCUAUUUCUACAGAUAAAUUAGACAUAUUUAUUUGUGAACAUUUUUAUAAAAGUAACUUUGAUUUUGAUUCUAACAUUAAUGAGAAUUUAGAAAAAAAAGAGAUAAUUAAAAAGGAUAAUAAUUUGUAUUUAGAAAAAUGGUACACUAAAAAAGAUAUAUCUUGCAAUAAUUCCUAUUUAAUUAAUAAUAUUGAUAUAAAUGAAAAUGAUAUUAAUUUGGUUAAUAAUAGCAACAAUAUACAUAAUAAUAAUAUUAAUUCAAUUAAUGAGAAUAGCUAUAUAUAUGACAAUAAUAACAAAUUAUGUAAUUAUGACGAUUUAUUAAGUGAAGAAAAUGAUUCAAAGUUUUAUAAAAAAAACUUAAAUAUAAACAAUCUUGAUAACUUGAAUAAAGAUGAUAAUUUAGACAUAUUAGAAAUAAAUACUAGUUUAAAUAAUAAAAAUUUUAAGAAGUCUAUUUAUGAAGAAAAUGAAGAAAAAAAUAAAAAAUUAAGUGAAAUAUCUUCACAUGAUAAUUUGUUUAUAUACAAUUCAAAUAAAAUUGAUUUUAAAAAUAUCAACAGAAAUAAUAGUAUAAUUGAAAGUGGACAAAAAGUGGAAAAUUUAAAGAAAGUAGAAACUACAAUUAACAACUCUUAUGAAAUGGUUGUAGAUAAUAAUAAAAAAGUGUGUCAAACUAAUUCAAAUGUGAAUGAAGGAGAAUUUGAAAAAAAAAAUUUUUUUUUUGAUGACAUAGAAAACAUGAACACUUACGAUAUAAAUGUUGAUAAUUCUAAAUUAGAAGAAAAAAAUAAGGAUAUCAUAGAAUUAAGUGAUCAUUUCUUUUUACCAGAAGCUCAUAAAAUAAAUGAAAAUGUUUUUAUAUCGGAUAAAAAUUAUGAAGAAUUUUUUUUUGAAAUAGAUAAUGAUAAUAAUAAAGUAGAUAAAGUUAAUUAUUUUGAAAAAGAUAAUAAAAAAAAAAAUAUAUUUGGUGAAGAUAUAAAUAUUUUUGAAGAAAAAAAUGAUAAGGAUAUUGAAAAUAAAAAUUUUGUAUAUCAAAAUGAUGAAAAAAAUGCAUUUAAAGUAGAUAUAAGUAAAACAUUUAACGAAAAUAACAUUCUGAAUAAAAAUGAUUCCAUUCGAUAUUUAGAGAAUGAAAAAAAAGAUGAAAAAGAUUCAAAAACUGAAAUAGCAUUUAUUGAUUAUUAUAUAGGAGGAAAGGAUAAUCAUGAAAUUAUCGUUGAAAAUGAGAAUACCUCUUUUUUUGAAAUAAUUGAGGAAAUAGAAAAUGUUAGUAAAGAUAUAAUUGGGAGUAAUAUAAACGAAGAGAAUAUUUAUGAAAAUAUUAAUAACAAUUUAAACGAAUGUGAAAAUAAUGAAAUACAAAAAAAUUUAAAUGAUGAACAAAAAUCUUCGUUUUAUAAAAAUAAUUAUAUUCACAAAACAGUUAUUUCUAACAAUGCAAAUAAGAAUGAUUCUUUAGUUAAUAAAGAAAUUGAUAAUACUUAUGCAUAUUUUGAUAUAUUGAGUGAUUGUAAUAAAGAAAAUAUAAAAAAUGAUGAUUCAUUUAAAAAUGAAGAAGAAAAUAAAAAUGUUGAAGUAAAAAAGGGAUUAAAUGAUACCAUGAAAAUAUAUGAAGAAAUAUCUAACAACCAUAUUGAUACUAAACUUUUAAAUUAUAGUGAAAUAGAAUGUAGAAAUAAAAAUAAAAUUUUUACACCAGAAUCAAGUGAGUUAUUCAACGAACAUACUUUGAAAAGUUUUGAUACUAUUUAUGAUAUAUUAAUGACAAAAAAUUAUUUCGAAAUUUUUUCAUUUUUUCAUCAAAAUGAUAAAUUUUCUUAUGAAGAUAUAAAUAUCCCAAAUUUUCAAAUUUAUUUAAAAAAAGUAAAAAAUAUAAUGAAAAGUGGAUUUAAUGAAAUGUAUGAUUACAAUGAUUUUAUACAUAAAUUUAUUGAUGAAAUAUUUAAUAUGAAUAUAAAUGACUUUUUCUUUUUUAAUAUAUAUAUAGAUAACAUGAAUAAAUAUAUUAAUAAGAAAAACAUUUUAGUUAAUAAUAUAAGUAAUACACAUCAUUUUAUUAGUGAUUUUUAUAAAAAACAUGAAAAAGUAUUAACACUUGAGAUCUUUUAUAAAAAUAUGAGUUAUUCUCUUUAUUUUUUAGUAUUCAUUAAUUUGUUAAUAGAAUUAUGGUAUUCAUUAAUAUAUGACUUGAAAAAAGAAAAUUAUGAUAAACUGUUAAGUUCUUUGAUUAACUAUUUAAAUAAAAAAAAAUUAGUAUAUGUGUUAAAAAAAAUUUAUAACUAUUUGUAUAAAAUAUAUGAAGAAUUGAAUAAAUCAACAAUGGAUGAGAAACAGAAAAAAAAAAUAAUAAAAGUAAUUAAAAAAAGUAAAAGUUUUAAAUUAAUUAAGAAAAACAUUUAUAAAAUUAAUAAUUGUUGUUUUAAUUUGUUGAUGUUUUUUCUUCCAUUAUCAGUACCUCCUUUUAAAAAAAAAUUUAAUAUUUUUGAUAAUUUAUUAAAUUAUUUUUUUAAAAAUAUUAAUAAAAUAAUUUUUAAAUAUAUUAAAGAUAAUGCAAAUGAAUCUUUUAACUUUAAUAAUAAUUAUAAUGAUUCAAAAAUAUAUGAAGAUAAUUAUAUUCAAAGAGAAAUUUACAGUAAGGAAGAAUAUAAAAGUGAAAGUGACCACACAGAAAAAGGAGAAAAUGUAAAUGAAUCAAAAGGUGAAAAAGAUAUAUAUGAUUUAGAUAAAAAAAAAACAAAUAUAGUUGUCUUAAAAGAAGAAAAAAAUAGUGUGAAUAAUACAAAAGAGGAGAUAAGUGAAAAUUUAAAUGUUUUUAAAUAUAAAACAAAUAUAGAAAAUAUAAAAGAAGACACAAAAUAUGUAGAUAAUUUAAAAGAAGAAAAAGAGAAUGAUUCUAUAAAUUUUGAGAACAAUUUUUCAAAGAAAAAAUAUUUUCUUUACAUUAAUAAUAAUAUAGAAAAGGAAUUGAAUAAAUGUAUAAAGGAUAUAAUUGACAAUGUUAUAAAGAACUGCAAAAAAAAUAUUUGUCUAUUGAAAGUAAAAAAUUUAGAACAAUUAUUUCUUUAUUGCUUUGAAAAUCCCCCAAAUGAAAAAUACAAUGAUAAUUUAACAACUGUUGUAAGAGAUUUAAAAAUUAAUGAAAAAAUUGAGAUAAUAGAAAAGCAAUUAGAAUCAUACAUUCAAAAAAAUAUAUACUUUUAUCAUAUAUUUUUUAAGAUAAUAAUACCAAGUGUUAAUUCUAUAACUAAUAUUUUUGAAAAUUUAGAAACAUUAUUUACAUUAUAUGUAAAUUAUAAAAUUAAAAAAAAAAAAAAGUUAUUUUAUUUUUACGAUCCUUGGUUAUAUAGUUACGAUGCUUUUUUAUCUUUUAGUCAACUUGAUGAAAUAAAAUUAUCAGAUAACCAUAUAAACAUUUUUUAUCAAAAAAAAAAAAAAAAAAAAAAAGAAUCUAAAGAAGAAGAAAGUAAAGAAAAAGGAGAAAAUAUAUAUGUAAAUGAAAAUAAAAAAAAUGGUUUAAAUUCGUCAAAAGUUAUUAAUAAUGCAGAAGAUUUUAAAAUAUAUUUUAAAAAAAUUGAUGAAAAUUUUAUAUCUAAAAAUAUAUUUAGCAACUUAACUAAUUUUUAUAGUAUAAAAUACAUUAAACAGUUACUUUUAUUUGUAAAAAAUAAGAAGAAAUUAAAAAACGUAGAUAAAAUUAAAAACAAUAUAAAUAAUAAUAAAUUAAAGAUUUAUUAUUCUUACAUUUUAAAACUUUGUUAUAAUGAAAAUUAUAUAAAAAUAAAUACAAGAGCUUUAAAAUAUUUAUUUUUUCACAUAUAUUUUAAUUAA
Molecule: messenger RNA, 5232 nt
Organism: Plasmodium gallinaceum
Lineage: Eukaryota; Apicomplexa; Aconoidasida; Haemosporida; Plasmodiidae
Product: conserved Plasmodium protein, unknown function
Exons: 1
Coding region: 1-5232 (1743 amino acids)
Source: RefSeq, a predicted model, not a curated record